This is a messenger RNA of Rubroshorea leprosula, 5748 nucleotides long. NCBI's taxonomy places the organism in Eukaryota, Viridiplantae, Streptophyta, Magnoliopsida, Malvales, Dipterocarpaceae. The record is from the annotation of a GenBank genome assembly.
AAAAAAAAAAAAAAAGGAAAGGAGAGAAAAAAGAAGAAGGAAGAAGGAGAAAAUGAGAGGAACAACAAGCUUCAAGCUCCCUCAACAAUCCUCGAAAUUUCAAGCCCCAACCUCCUGCCAAGGAUGUUGUAAGGAGGCUGUAAUGAAAAAACGAGCAUUAGCCAUCCAGUCACCUUUCCAGCCUGUGAAGGAUGUCGAGUACUUCUCUUCAAAAUCUAGUGAAGCGACAUUUGGUGACUCAGAUGCUCUCCUCAAGGCUGUGGAAGGCUUAAGGAAAGUUGUGGCUGAAAAGGAUGCCCAAAUCAAGGAACUCCAAGAACUCUUAGCAGCUCAACACUUAUCAAAACAGAAUAACCAAGUAGCGUCAAGCUCAGUCGUUGAAAAAGCCCUCGAAAACAAGGAAGACUCAUUAAGGACUUCAGAUCAGGUUGAUGAUGUGAUUCAAGCUCGGCAAGGAGGGACCUCACAAUCCUCACUUGUGUAUGCCAAGCCCUAUACUUGUAGGAUUGAUAAUCUCAGCCUACCAGGUGGCUACCAGCCACCAAAAUUCCAAAAGUUCAAUGGGAAGGGCAACCCAAGGCAACACGUCGCCCAUUUUGUUGAAACAUACAACAAUGCUGGCACCUAUGGGGACCUCAUGGUGAAACGGUUUGUUCGGUCCUUGGAGGACGCAACCUUUGAAUGGUACACUGACCUUCCUGCUGGGUUAGUGGAUAGUUGGGACCAGUUAGAGCGAGAAUUCUUGAAACGUUUUUACAGUACCAAGUGUACUGUUAGCCUGCCUGAGCUCGUUAACACCAAGCAAAAGAAAUAUGAGUCUAUGACAGACUUUAUUGAAAGAUGGAGGAAUCUCAUCCUAAAUUGUCGAGAAAAGAUUAGUGAGAUCUCUUCUAUUGAUAUGUGUGUGCAAGGUAUGCAUUGGGGACUGUUGUAUAACCUUCAAGCUAACAUGCCACAUACCUUUGAAGAAUUGGCCACUCGUGCCCAUGACUUGGAAAUUCAAAUUGCUAGGCAUGGUAACUUUCUUCCAACAGACGCUUGUGAUAAAAAAGAGUCUCGAAAAGAUGUGAAGAAGGAAGUGAAACCUUCAAAAGCAAAAGAAACUAUGGCAGUCACAACAGCGCCUGUGAAGAUCUCACAAUCACAACAAAAGCCAAAGACAAAUCCUAAACAAGGUGUCAAGAUUGUUGAGGAUCAAGGUCAAAAGAAGAAGUCUACAUUGAAAGAGUUGCAACAAAAGGAGUAUCCAUUUGCAGACUCUGAAGUGCCAGCUAUCUUUGAGCAAUUGUUGGCACUAAACCUAAUUGAACUUCCAGCUCCUAAGCGCCCAGAGGAAGUUGGGAGAGUAAAUGAUCCAAAAUACUGUAAGUAUCACCGAAUUGUGAGUCAUCCAAUCGGUAAGUGUUUUGUGUUGAAAGAUAUGAUAGUUCGUCUUGAGAAAGAAGGCAAAAUACAACUAGAAAGUGAAGAAGGUUCCGUUGCCACCAAUGUUGCCAUGGUUUCCUUUGGAUCCUUCAGUCCAGUUCCACUCUUGCUUGUGCAACCAACCCCAAUAAUGGUUCAACCUAAGGAGUUUGGUCCCCACUUGCCCAAGGGGGCAAUUCAAGUUAAAUUUCAAACAGAUGAUGAAGAAAAGAUAGCCUAUGCUUAUCCUAGCAUGCCUACUUCUGGAGGUCCAGGCUCUCUUUCUUUAUAUGACCUUAUGACGGUAAAUCUUGAAGAUUGGGAAUCAUCAUCUAAGUCUGAAUAUGAGGUUGGUGAUGGUUGGUCAACUUUCAUUAGUAAGAGCAAAAAACACCGUAAUCCAGUAUCUAAUGGAAUGCCACUCCCAGAUCCUCAUAAAAUCAUGUAUGGUAUCUAUCCAAAAAUAAAGCCGACUAGAUGGUAUUCAAACUCUGAGUUUUCUGCCUUUUACAAUGAUGAUGAUGGGUGGAUUCCAGUUCAAUCACGAAAGAGGAGGUGUCAUUCAAGACCCACACUACCAUCCAUCCAACAAAAUCAUUCAUUUCUUUCAGCUUUGCCAGCUACACCAAAAAAUCAAGAACAACGUCAGGUAGUGAAAAGGAGGUAUGAUUUACAAACAAGACUUCGACAAGUUCCUAAGAAGAGAAAGUCACUAUCUAAGAAAGAUAUGAACUCAAAAGAAAGAGCUGUAGUUACUCUUUAUGAAUACUUUCCAGAGGGAUAUUUUUCUAAUGAGGAAGUAUCUGUUAAUGUCACAAGUUUCAAGACAGAAAACAAACCAUCAUCUAAAGAAGAAGCUGAGGGUUCCAAGAGCCAAUCAAAUGAUCUCGAAGCUGAUAGAAGUAUAGAGAAAUCGAAGCAACUUCCAUCUGAAUUACAAUUACCCAAAGCCUUGCAACUUUCAUGGGAUACACGCCUUGCUCUUGUACAAGCUAUGUUAGACUCGAAAAAGUUCCAAGGUGAGCUGGCCAAGCCAGAAAGACGAACAUGGAUUCAUGAAAAUGGAGUGGUUUCGUCAACUUGGCAUCAAUGUUUUAAAUAUCAUUCUGAUGGCAAAACAAAAUGUGUUAUGGCUGAGAAAGAGCCUUUCACGAAAGAAGAGUCUCAUUUUGCUGAUGCCAAAUUUUAUGAAAAGGAAGAAGAUGAUUUUGAAACUCUUCCUAUCAAGAUGCCACAAAUAAAGCAAAAGAAUGACGAAAAAAUCGUUGUUCGCCCUAUAAAAGAUCCAUCUUCAAGUUCUGAAGUUCAUCUUUCAAUAGAGGAUGUGAAGGUGCUUAAGGAAGAUCUUGUGCUUCCAUUGUCUACACUCUUUAAACUGGGCAUUUCUAAUCCAGCUAGCUUCAAAGAAGGAGAGUCUCGGCAACUUGGGGAUUUGAACUCCAUCCUCACAAGUACUCAAGCAACCCAAACUGGGAAGGAAGCCGUAUUGAGAGGAGAACCUGUGUCGAAGCAGAGGCAUGGGCUUGGAUUUCAAUCAUCUAAACCUGCAAAGAUCAAGAUAAAAAAGAAGUCAGCAAAUCCAAUAACCAUCCAGAUUUUUGAAAUCGACAAGAUUGAAGGGACUCCACAACUACGACCUUCAGUCUUUCCUAGACUUGGUGAUAAGCAGCAAAACAGCAAGAAAGCAUCUAAGGGUCAGAAAAUUCAAAAGAACAAGAAUAAGUCCAUGCAAAGAAAGAAGUAUCAAUGGAGACGUAAGGAUGUCCUUGAUGGGCAAGAGAUCUCAAAGCCUUCCACUGAGGAAGUAAAGGUAGUUGAAUCAAACCAUGUCUUAAUUGAGAAAAUUUCUGACUUUGAUUCCUCAGAUGAAGAACCAAAUCUAGCCCUAGAAGCCUUUGAGGAGGGGGGACAAGCUACUACUGACGAGCUAAAGCAACGAAACUUAGGUACAGAGGAUGAUCCAAGACCCAUUUUUCUCAGUGCAUCGUUGAGUUUGGAGGAAGAAGUAAGAUAUGUGCAACUACUUACUGAGUACAAGGAUGGGUUUGCUUGGUCUUACAAAGAGAUGCCAGGCUUAGACCCAAAAGUAGCUGUUCAUUAUCUAGCCGUGAAGCAUGGGGUACGCCUAGUGAAGCAGUUGCAGCAACGUUUUCGUCCAGACCUUAUCCCACAAAUUGAAGCUGAGGUUGAUAAGUUGAUUGAAGCCAGCUUCAUUCGGGAGGUCCAUUAUCCAUCCUGGAUUGUGAACAUUGUUCCAGUUUGUAAAAAGAAUGGACAACUCAGGGUAUGUGUAGAUUUUCGUGAUCUAAACCAAGCAUACCCAAAAGAUGAUUUUCCACUUCCGAUCAUAGAGCUUAUGGUGGAUGCAACCAUGGGGCAUGAAGUUUUGUCCUUUAUGGAUGGAUUCUCUAGUUACAACCAAAUUCGCAUGAAUCCUAAGGAUGAGGAGCUUACAGCUUUUCGAACACCAAAGGGUAUUUAUUGUUAUAAAGUUAUACCAUUUGGGUUGAAAAAUGCCGGAGCCACUUACCAGCGUGCAAUGCAAUUGAUUUUUAGUGACAUGUUGCAUGAGUUGGUUGAAUGUUAUGUCGAUGAUUUGGUUGUUAAAUCUAAGAGACGUGAUGACCACCUCAAUGACUUGAAAGUUGUGUUUGAGAGACUUGGUAAGUAUCAGCUAAAAAUGAAUCCAUUAAAAUGUGCUUUUGGUGUUUCCUCUGGCAAAUUUAUGGGGUUUAUUAUGAGGCAUCGAGGCAUUGAAAUUGAUCAAUCCAAGAUAGAAGCAAUUGUGAACAUGCCACCCCCGAAAAAUCUUCAAAAGCUAAAAAGUCUCCAAGGCAAGCUGGCUUACAUUUGGAGGUUCAUUUCAAACCUUGCUGGACGAUGUCAUCCAUUUAGCAAGUUAAUGAAGAAGGAUGCACCAUUUGUAUGGGAUAAAGCAUGUCAAAAUGCUUUUGACAGCAUUAAGGAAUACCUUCUUCACCCUUUAGUUCUUGUUGCACCCAUUCUUGGGAGACCAUUGAUCCUUUAUAUUGCUACACAAGAAUAUUCCUUGGGAGCAUUGCUAGCACAAGUGAUAAAAGGACAAGCCUUAGCUGAUUUUCUUGCAAACCAUCCAAUUCUAGCUGAAUGGGAGUUGUCAAAGGAUCUUCCAGAUGAAGAGGUGUUCUUUGUAGAUGUAUUGCCAUCAUGGGAGCUUUACUUCGAUGGAGCAUCAAGAAGAGAUGGUGUUGGGGUUGGCGUGGAGUUUGAUGUUCGAAAACCAGAACUUGUCCCAUACUUCCAAUAUGCCUCUCAAUUCCUUGAGAAAUUUGAUUAUGUCUCAAUUGCCCACGUUCCUAGAAGUCAAAACAAGCAAGCAGAUGCUUUGGCUAAUUUAGCUGCUAUCAUUGCAAGUCUCGAUAAUCAAGAAGUUACUAUUUUUGUGUCACAACGAUGGAUUUCACCUCAUUUGAGAUCUGAAGAUGCAGAAAGCAAUGUUGUUUCAGUAUGUGUCAUUGAGAAAGAAGACUGGAGACAACUAAUCAUCAAUUACUUGGAACAUGGCAAGCUACUAGAUGAUCCACGCCAAAAAUCCACAAUUCGGAGGAGGGCUCUACACUUUGUUUACUUGUGUAACACCCUCUAUCGGCGAUAUUUUGAUGGAGUUCUCCUUAGAUGUUUGGAUGGAGAUGAAUCAUCCCAAGUGGUUGAGGAGGCGCAUUCUGGAAUUUGUGGAGCUCAUCAGUCUGGUCCAAAGCUUCACUACCGAAUAAGAAGAAUGGGAUAUUAUUGGCCAACAAUGGUAAAGGAUUGCAUGGAAUAUGCGAAGAAAUAUGUAAUUGGACCCAUAACACCAAAAUCUUCAGCUGGGCAUGCAUAUAUCCUAGCAGCAACUGAUUACUUCUCCAAAUGGGCGGAAGCUAUACCUUUGAGAGAAGUCAAGAAGGAAAAUGUUGUUGACUUCAUUCGAGUCAAUAUCAUCUAUCGAUAUGGUGUUCUAAGGAUUGCCAUUCAAGAAGGUCUUAUUGAUGAACAAAAUGCCAAGCUCCGUCUCCAAGAACUAGAAGCCUUAGAUGAGAAAAGACUAGAGACCCAGCAACACUUAGAGUGUUAUCAAGCCAGAUUGUCCAGGGCAUUCAACAAGAAGGUUUGACUAAGGGCAUUUCAAGUUGGAGAUGUGGUGUUAGCUAUUCAAAGGCCAAUUGUCAUCACUUAUCAUUCAGGGGGCAAGUUUACUUCAAAAUGGGAUGGUCCUUAUAUUGUGACAGAAGUUUACAGUAAUGGUGCCUAUAAGAUUGUUGACAAAUAUGGUUUACAGAUUGGUCCCAUUAAUGGAAAGUUCCUCAAGAAAUUUUACUCUUAAAU